Epinephelus moara (kelp grouper) is the source of this 1493-nucleotide messenger RNA. RefSeq names its product zona pellucida-like domain-containing protein 1. Gene Ontology annotation, cellular component: cell surface. NCBI's taxonomy places the organism in Eukaryota, Metazoa, Chordata, Actinopteri, Perciformes, Serranidae. The record is from RefSeq and is a predicted model, not a curated record. The transcript has 10 exons. The coding region runs from base 30 to 1256 and encodes 408 amino acids.
UCAAUCUGACCGAGCCUCCUCCAGACAGCAUGAUGCUCCAUCUCUGUCUCCCUCUGCUAGUGGUGCUCCUGCAGCCAGCUCUGUGUCUCUACAACUGCUCAUCUGAAUAUGAGAGAACACCAGACAGCUCAGACAUGACAAUUGACUGUGGCACCACGAUGAUCACGUUGGAGAUCAACCUGUGCACGGCUCAGUGGGCAGGCUUCAACACCACCGACCUGGCUCUGAACGGGGAACACAACAAUACAGACUGCCAGGGCUCUGCUGACACCAGCGUGGACCCUCCAAUCAUCCGUUACAAGCUUCCUGUUAACCACAGUCUGGAUAACCCCUGCCGCCAGUCUCUGCAGAUUGUGGAUGAGAACCCAGACCCCACAGGUCCCUUCAGCAGCUUCUCAAGUAUCCAGUCAGUCAUCAUCACUGGGUACAUUGACACACCCAGAUCUGACCAGGGGAUGAUCAGCUACUCCACAGACCUCUACUACCAUUUCUCCUGCCGCUACCCGCUGGAGUACCUCAUCAACAAUACAAAGAUUGUGGCCUCUUCAGUUUCUGUGGCGACCGGCACUAAUAAUGGAACCUUUAUUGACACACUGCAAAUGAAGGUUUUUAAUGACUCUGACUAUACCCACCCGUUAGAGGUUCCUUCAACAGGACUUGAGCUACGAACCAAGAUCUAUGUGGAGGUCAAGGCUGUUAACCUCACAGGAAAUUUUUAUGUACUGCUGGAUCACUGCUUUGCCACUCCCACCCCUUACAACGUAUCACACACUGAGAAGCACAACUUCUUCACCGGCUGUAAUGUGGAACAAAGGACAUAUGUGACAAGUAAUGGCGUUUCCAAGAUUGCCCAGUUUUACUUCGACGCUUUCCGCUUUGUUCAGCACCGCGACCAGGCCAAGUCCGUCAUCUAUCUGCACUGCAUACUGAGACUCUGUGAGCCCAGCAAAUGUCAAGAGCUGCUCGCUGGCUGUAAUAACCAAAAAAGAAGAAAAAGAUCUGUGACUCCUUUUGGAGAGGAAGGCAACGACUCUGCCACUGUUACAGUUGGACCUCUUUACACUGCUGGAGAAGACAGACCAAAUGCUGCUGCCUACAGUAAUAACAUGGCAUCAGAGAGGGAUGACGUGAACGUGCCAGGCCUGGUGGUGGGGGUGGUGUUUGGCUCGGCUGCUGCUGUCAUGCUGGUUCUGGGUGGCUGGUUUGCCGUGAAGAAGUUUUACUGGGCGGGAGGAUUACCUCACGCCUUUGACUGACGGAUCAACUGCCGAAUGUCUUCACCUUGUUGCCUCAUACCAUAUUGCAACUGUAUGGUUGUUUGCGAGGACAUUACAUCUGAUAAUGUUGUGAUUUGUCAGGAAACCAUAGAAACCAAGCAAAUACGCUUAUAUCUUAUGUAACCUCUUCUGUCUAUACUUGAUUAAUCUGCACUCAGAUUUCAUUUAUCGGUUAUGAAGGAACAGUCAAACCUGAACUAUGUGUAAAAAAAGAAA